Cuscuta campestris is the source of this 718-nucleotide messenger RNA. The record is from the annotation of a GenBank genome assembly. NCBI's taxonomy places the organism in Eukaryota, Viridiplantae, Streptophyta, Magnoliopsida, Solanales, Convolvulaceae.
AAUGUGAGAGUAACUAUGUAAAUAAACAAAUUUGAGAAUAGUGUUGUGAAUUUUGCCUUCUAUAAAUGUUUGGUUCUUCUCUAACCCAACCAUCCCUGAUUUGAUUUUUCUUUUCAUUUUUCCUCCAAAGGGAAAGUUUUAUUCCUCAAAAUCAAGAAAUCAAUACCCCCAUGGAUUCAUCAAGAACAAAGACAGAGAUUCUGGAUCCGACCCUGCACGCAGUGGGGUUCGAGAUCGGGGAGCUAACACCGAACAGGGUCACCGGUCGGCUGCCCGUGACGGAGAUCUGCUGCCAGCCGUUUAAGGUGCUGCACGGCGGAGUGUCGGCGCUGAUCUCGGAGUCUCUGGCAAGCAUGGGCGCCCACAUGUCUUCCGGUUUCCGGCGAGUCGCCGGCAUCCAGCUCACCAUCAACCAUCUGAGGACUGCCCGAUUGGGCGACCUCGUUUUCGCCGAGGCCUCGCCGGUCGACGCCAGGAACACUGUUCAGGUGUGGGAAGUUAGGCUCUGGAAGACUGGUGGAGGAGAAGAAGUAACGGUGUCUACUUCGAGGGUCACUCUCUUGGUUAUGUCUGUUCCUCCACACGCCAUAGAUUCUGCUGAUAAUCUCAAGAAGUUUGCCAAAUUGUAAACCAAACCUACUCAUUUUUUUACUCUUCUAUUUUCGGAUCCAAUUCUCUAUUAAUUACCUCUUUCCCUCAAUAAAUUAUUUUACUUUUA